ACUUGCUGUAGAGCUUCUCAGUGGACGUUCAUCGGUUGUUGGACAUUCUUUGUAGAACUCUGUCAGCAGUAUUUUGUCCAGUAGCUGUCCUUAACCCUCAAGGUUUAGUGUAAUUAAUCUGUGUAGAACCUUGCUGGAAAGCCGUGGUUAGCUUGGAUGCAGAAUUCGGUCCGUUUGUGUGAGAGACUCUGAACACUAGAAGGCCUGGAUAAGAAAGGAACUGGACUGGGCAAGAUGGCCACUGGCCAAAGCGACUUGAACACCGCCAUCUCUGUUUUGCGGGUGCUGCUUUGCACUUUUGGUUUCACAGGAAAUGCUCUUGUCUGCAUUACCAUAGGUAACACAAAGUCCCUGCACAAUGUGACCAAUCUCAUGAUUCUGAACCUAGCGGUGGCAGAUGCAUUGGCUUGCUUCUGUGCCAUUCAUCAACCGUGGAUCAUUGAUUUGUACACACUGUACCCGCCCCAGAAUGCUACUGAGUGUUCCCCAGAGCUGUUCUUUCAGCACGACAGCAUUUUUGUCUACUAUUAUGUCAAAAACUGCUUCUACACUCACUCUGUGCUGGGUCUGAUGCUGGCAACAGUUGAGCGAUUUGUAGGCAUUGUCCGACCGCUGCACCACCGCAGUUUCUUCAGCAGGCGGAAGAUUGUCCUCUUGCUGGUGGCUAUGUGGGUUGUGCCAUUUGUUGUAGAACUGCCCCAAAUUUUAUUUGUCAUCAUUCAUUUCCGCAAAAGCUGUCCAUAUACUGAACCUGAGUCAGGCCUUUUACUGUGUGCCUCGUCGGUGCUUUUGCUUGCUAUACCAGCAGGGGCAAUUUUCCUGAUGUACGCCAGAAUCCUCUGCAAUCUGAAGCGGGGCACCAGGACACUGGUGGCCCAAGGGAUACCGCAGCCAGCCCAGCAAUUGCUCCAUGCAUACAAGAAAGUCAGCGGUACCCUGAGUGACAUUACUGCAGCUUUCUUCCUGUUCAUUUUCCCUUGUCGCAUCUGGCGGAUCGUGCUAAGCACGGGGACUGGUGACAUCAAUGACAGCAUUGUCCUGCUGAGUGCUGUGGAGCUGUUGACCAUGUUGAAUUCCGUCAUCAACCCGGUGGUGUACGGCUUCAAAUAUGAUCAGCUGCGGCAAGCCUUCAAAGCCAUUGUAUGCCCAUGUGACAACAACAAAAAGCCCUUGCCAUGGACCAUGAGGAAAUUGGUGAGAAUGUGAGCCCUUGCCAUGGACCAUGAGGAAAUUGGUGAGAAUGUGAACCCUUGCCAUGGACCAUGAGGAAAUUGGUGAGAAUGUGAGCCCUUGCCAUGGACCAUGAGGAAAUUGGUGAGAAUAUCACAUGGAUGUGUUCAAACUUUGUGGGAAAAAACCGGUAUUUAAUGAGCUGUGCAUCAAACUGUAGAAGCUGUGUUGACUCAGUUUAUCUCAAGCAGCAAACAUUUGCAGGAAUCUGUGAUUCAACAGAGGAGAUGUUGUAUAGUAAGAUUGCUGCCAGGUAUCUGGUGAAAAUUGUCUGCAUAGAAUUUGAGGCAUUAACACUGCCGAAACCAGUCUCCUUUGUACUUGUUCUGCAUCCAGCUAGUCAGAUAUAUGUUCGGCAGCCAGCAUUCUAACCAGCAUGUACAUGUAGCUACACUCGGAGUGUCGUUGGCAUUAGAAAAAUACUGGGCUGGAUGUUGAAUUCUCUGCUUAGCAAAGGAGAACCAUUUGAAUAUUGCAACAGACUUUGAGUUCAAUCAAAUAAUCGUACGUGCAAUUUGUUGGCAUGGGCUUGAUACUGUAUAUAAUCAUAAUGUGUGAGGAGUGUACCUAUGAAGGCAUGUACAUAUGCAUAGGCAUACCGUACUUUUGGUGGACAUGUCUUCAGCAACUUGACUUAAAUUGCGAACACUUUAAAAAUACAUAUAGAAUGUGCAUAAUGUACAUGCGCCAUACCUGUUUUAUAGCUACAGUGUGAACCAGCUGUGAAUUUGUCAAGAGCUGACUGGCUUCUACUCUGUACAUGUAAUUCAUGUGGAACGACGGCACUGUUGCACCGUGUUCUCCAACUUCUUUCCUUCUUUUCUGCAUGUACCUGCACCAGCUGUGAAAUUUGAUGUCAUUAGAAUUAAGAAAAUACAAUAUUACUAUGGUGAAGCGAAAGGAGUGACAAUAGAAUUGUGCGAAACUCCAGCAGCGUACAGACUUUGUUCCUCUACAAGAAAUGUGGCCGUUUUGGCCAAGUUUGCCAUCAGCUUUCAGUUCACAAGCCUGUAUAUCUUAGUGAUGAAGAAAAUGACAGGCUAGAAAAAGUUCUUGGUUGAAACAUUUGGUUCAACUCGCAAGAUCUUCUCUCAACCAACCUCUCAACCAGAGGGAAAUUUGUGCACGUACUUCAGAGCAAUUUUUUUCAGGUAAUUACCAGUUCUUUGCUCUUAAGUUAUGUCUCAUGAAUUUUCAUCAUUUUCAGUGAGUCACAACAUCUUGUGUAACUUUCCACACCGUCGUUUUCUGUGUGCUCUGGCUGCCGUAUUUUGAUGUGAAGUCAAAGUUUAAAAAAGCCAGUAAAAAGAAGCUUUUUUUUUGUUUUUUUAAAGUGGACUCACUUGAUAUACAUGUAAAUGUUCUAUUUGAGACCAAACCUAACAAAGUGAAUCACAAGUUACCAAAGCUACUGUUACAAUGCAGUUCUUUUUCCAAAUUUUGCUCCAAAGAA
Acanthaster planci (crown-of-thorns starfish) is the source of this 2683-nucleotide messenger RNA. RefSeq names its product charged multivesicular body protein 6 (gene chmp6). Gene Ontology annotation, biological process: vesicle budding from membrane; late endosome to vacuole transport via multivesicular body sorting pathway. The record is from RefSeq and is a predicted model, not a curated record. Gene Ontology annotation, cellular component: multivesicular body; ESCRT III complex. Lineage: Eukaryota; Metazoa; Echinodermata; Asteroidea; Valvatida; Acanthasteridae.